Messenger RNA from Bombyx mandarina (wild silkworm), 2511 nucleotides. It is a transcript of the gene crok, whose product is annotated as crooked. Gene Ontology annotation, biological process: positive regulation of voltage-gated potassium channel activity; sleep; regulation of synaptic transmission, cholinergic. Lineage: Eukaryota; Metazoa; Arthropoda; Insecta; Lepidoptera; Bombycidae. The record is from RefSeq and is a predicted model, not a curated record.
CUCUCGAUGAAUUUCAAACAUAAUUUUACGGAACUAAUCAUCAUCAAAUAUUUUUGUAAAUUGUUUACGACAUUUUCAACCCAAUUAUAUCAUGGAAAUUAACAAACUUAGUAAUUUUGUUGGUUUUUUUAUUAUUUUUAGCUUAAUGCCUCUCGCUCUAAGUAUAAAAUGUUGGAACUGCAGAUCCAGCACCGAUCCCAAAUGCGCAGAUCCUUUCGAUAAUAGUACAGUACCGAUAACUGAUUGCAAUCAAGAAAAGGGACUUUCGCAUUUGCCGGGAAUGAAACCAAGCAUGUGCCGCAAAAUAAGACAAAAAGUUAAUGGUGAAUGGAGGUACUUCCGUGACUGUGCUUAUUUGGGUGAAGUUGGCAUUCAAGGAGAUGAAAGGUUUUGUCUCAUGAGGACUGGUACAUACAAUAUAUUUGUAGAAUACUGUACUUGUAACAGUAAAGAUGGUUGUAAUUCUUCUUCAGUCAUCAGUCCUUUACCUAUAUUCUUAGUUGUAUUAGUUGCGUUAAGCUCUUUUAAGAUAGGGCUCUAAAAAAAAAAUUGGUUGUUGAAAGUGGUAAAGGGUUAAGGGAAAGUGGGUAAAUAUGUAUUUUUUUGACAAUAAUAAGCAUGUAAAUCACUAGGUGUUUGUUAAAUAACACUUGGCACAAAUUAAACUAAAAAUAAUGUUAAUAAGUUAAAGUGAUGUAUAUAAACUACAAUUUUCAUUGAACAUUAGUUAGCUCUCAAAAUAGUAGAUUGUUAUGGGAAAUAGAUAAAGAUACAAUAUUUCAAGGUAUGUAUGUUAUUGUACAUUGUAUGUACAUUAUACAUAAAUCAGUUCCUUACCUUGAAAUAAUGUACAUUUCAAUUUUAAAGGGGCUUUAGGAAAUACAGGUAAAGCAAUAAUAACAUGCACAUAUUUAAUCUAAUUCUAUACUAAAGCAGUUUAAGGGUAGUUUCAGAAGGGUGUGAGGCUAAAAGAGAUCAAUAUAAUAUGCUUACUACCUAUCACCUAAGUCAAUGCUGUCUAUUUUAUAUUAAUUUUACUUUGUGCACUAAAAUGUAAUUUGAUCGGAGAAUGCAGAUUUUUCCAUACUAAUAGCAAAUACUUAUUGGUAGGCUAUAUUAAUUGUAAACCAGUAUUGUUACGUCCCUAAAUUACUUAUUUUCGUUGUUAAGCAGUUCUAUGUUCCAGUUAAAAAGGAGGGGCAGCCAUUAUUAUUGAGACUUCAUACUCAUAUCAAGUGACUAGUAGCAUUUAUGUUGUGAUAUUUAUAAGCUCUAGUGACCACCUAUCCGAUACGACAGGCCAUGAACUUAUACAACCCUAAACAAUAAUAACCUAAACUGAUAAGAAGCAGAACUAUUGCUUUAAACUAAAUAAUAGGUCGAAAUAGAUGAUAAAAUAAAUUACUUGUAUUUUGUACGCAUGUUACUGAAUGAUAAACAAUUGCCUCGUAAUACAAUUUCAGAAAUCUAAACUGAUGUGUUUGGAUUUUUGUUUUCGCCGGUCGUUUUAAUUUCGCGUUUAUUAUUUUAAUUUUAUUAGAAUAAAAUAAACUAUUAAAUUACAGUAGGAAACUAAGUCAACUUUGUUUGAAAUUUGUUCGCGAAACAUGUUUUUCGAUUUGACAAAAUCGUAAUACUGAAGAAAACAAGUUAAUUACACGUAUGAUUCGUAUAGAAUAGGUAUGAAAAACAAAAUACGCUAACUUGAAUGCAGCAAAUGAUUGGUGCAUCAUUUGCAUUGGAUCAAAUAUCUGAGGUCCUCUCGUCAUAAAGUUGAAAUCCUAAGUCAAAAAAACGACCAGACUUCAAGGGACAUACUAGUUGUGCUUUCUGUAUGCAAAAACGAGGGUUAGGUACGAUAGUUAGCAUAUUAAUCAAGUGCGAACGAAAUUAUUUCAUUUGAAAUCUAAUAGUCACUAGUAAUAACUAAAAUAAUAAACGAGAGAUUAAAAUACUAGUUGUAGUUACGAAAACAAUUAGAUAUUGCUUAUAUCUUAAUACACAAUAACGAUUGGAAAAUCAAGAAAGAAAAACGCUUUUACGCCCAUUAAUAAAAUGAGUUUUCCUGAUUUUUUUUUGAGAAAUCAUUCGUCUUUUUAUGAUGAAGACAAGAGAUAUACAAGACCUUAGCAGCAUUAUAGGUAUUUACCAUUUCUGAACCCGAGCUGGGUUUUAAGACGUUUGUUCUUUGUACAUAAUGAAUGAAUGUAAAACGCACAGGCUAGAUUUUUGUUGUUUUUUGAUGUGAAAAAGUGAUGAGUUUAAGCCGUUGUAAGAGCUUUCAUUUGUAGUAACGGAAAGAUGACACUGCCAUCUCUGGAGCUCUGAAUCAACACUAAAGAUAGUGGUAUCGUCGAAAUAGAAUUCAUAAAUAUUGUUAAAACAUUGACAACCGUAUUGAUUUAAGAUUAAAGACUGAAUGAAAUCCGUCCGUGUAAUUAAUUUUUAUAUAUUUUUAUGAUAAAAUCAAAUGUUAUAAAUCUUUUUAAUGUAAUAAAAUACUUAGAAUUU